AUGGUAAGUAAAACUAUCAAGACUCGAUCUGACCAGCGUAAGCCCACUGAAAAGGAUAACCAUGCACCGCAGACUACACAGGAGUCACAGAAUUCAUACUUCUGCCCGGGUGGAGAUGCACCCAAAGUCCAAAUGCCAUUCAAAACCAUUUCUGGCCAAAUCCCUCGCAAGCUAGAGAUAGAGAGACGUCGAAGGGAGUACUUGAAGUUAGAUAUUGAACAGCUCCUGGCAGAAAAGGGCAUAGACUCUAAUCUCCUAAUGAUGGGACAUCUAAAAGAUGGUGACGAGGGUGUGACCACACCAGGCAGUUCUGUGUCGGCCUUCCUUCCGCUAGAGAUAUUUGACAGUGAUGAAUAUGACUGCCGGACACCAGACGACUGGCUUGCCCUGGGCAAAUCUGAAGGAUUACCUAAUUACAAACCUAUUCCUGCAAAAGCCUUGCUGCCUACAGAUGAUGAGACUUCUCCUGAUUCUCCAAGAAGCCCAUCCACGAAGUACAGCUGGCAUUUGGUUGGUGUUCUUGAGUAUAGUACAGAGAAAUGUCAGUACCUGGUACAGAAGGUUCACAGGCAGGCAGAUGGAGAAGAAAAUCAUACUAUGAAGGAACAACGCAAAAGGAUUAAAUCCCCAGAAAUAAGCCCCUUGCAAGGAGGUAGUAAGUACUGGGUACCCAGGAUCAGACUGCUAUUCUGUGCUGAGGACCCACGUGUCUUUGUUGAACGGAUCCAGUUUGCCCUGCGCUACAGGGAGAACACAGAGGCUCUGCUGCUCUACAACUUAUCAGUGAAAUGCAUGCCCAUUUGGCAGGGGACACCGUCUCUCAGUGCCAACGACCUCCAGCGUAUCAAAAGUGUCACCCUAUCAGCUCCUGGCCUCAAACUGAAAGUUUUGGAGAAGUGUAUAAGGGACUUCGAGAAGCAAAUCAAACUGGAAUACGACCGCACCAUUAACCGCACGACCUUUGACAAAGUAGUGAUGAGCUACCCUGAGCUUUCACACAUCACCCUGCCACAGAUCGAACCUGAGUGUGUAGCUCAAAAAUGGUGCCCUCCAGCCCAUUACUUCACCUAUGAGAAGAACAGAGCUGCAUUUGUUUUCAGCUCCCUGCUGACAAAGUCAGAGGUGAUCUCUGCUCUAUCUGAGAUACAGUCUGAGUGCAACAAAGUAGCAACGAUGAAGCUGUUCAAUAUCACCUCGAUGAAACCUCUUCGUCUGGACGAAUUUGAAGUUACACAGUCUCAAGUGCAUACGCAGAUGAACAUAUAUCUUAAGGAGACAUGGAUUUCCGCGCUGAGCAACAGCGUCCGUUUAAACCUGGCGAUCGUUGGCAAGGGCGCAUACAACAUAAAUGAGUCUCGCUGGGACAUUUACAAGACUUCCAAGUUGUGCAAACUGAUGGCUGUGGUGCGCUUCAAACUGCAGGACAGCCUGCGCUACCUUGUGCAGACUUCACUGGCCAGCCUGACUGAGUCGGUGCUGGACGCCUGUCAAAGUGUGAUGACAUGUCCUCAGGACAUGGUUUGGGGAGACGACCUCAUCACUAGUUCCUACAAGCCAAAGAAGAAUCCUUUGUUCCUGCUGGAGUUGGUUCUGGAUCAGAACGGGGUUCAUUACAGCACUCCUCCGGAGAUCUUUCCAACAACUAUUGUUAACCUGUUUGACAAGGGUAUUCUAGCCACAUACAACGUACCGCAAGUCGAGAAGUUUGUGAUGCAGAAGAUGUUCAUCAGCGCUGAUCCGUUGCUCGACACGGUGAAUUUGUGGGAAGAGGAAGUAAAUGCGCUGAGAGAGAAGAUUCGCAAAGCUUUGACACAAGCAGCUAUACCUCUCAAGGCUUAUGCUGCUGAAUAUGAGAAACACUUAGAGCUUCACAAUUUGGACAUGGAAACUUUUCUUGAAUCUCAUAAUGCAGAACAGACACCCCAAGAACUGAAGAAAGAGGCGGAGCAGCAUCUUAAAGAAAGGGAAAUGCUUAAAAGCUCCUUGCCAUCCUCCAUCGUCAUUGGUCCAUUUCUUGUCCGUGUAGAGGCUGUACGCACAUCUCUCACAACAAAGAGAAAGGCUUUAGCUGAGGCACUGCUGGACCACCUCGCUCUGAAGCUGAGUAAGCAGAUUGAAAAUGCCUGUGAAGAGUGUAACGUUAUGAGCAGAAAGCUUCAUGAGAAACCCAACAGCAUGGAGGAUCUGUCUGAAAAGAGGGACUGGAUGAAACAAGUCCCAGAGCAGCUCAAGAGUUACACGGAAAUUCUCGGAAAGAUCCUGUCUGACUAUGAGCUAAUAGAGGAAUGUUUUUACAGUUUUUCAAAUGAAGAUGUUAACAAAAAGUGGACAGCUAUUGGGUGGCCUCAAAGGAUAAUCACCUUAAUGGAAACAACAGCAAAACAGCAUGAGGAGGAUGAGGAGCGAUUCCACAAGAUCCAUCUAGUUGAUCAGAACAAUCUUGAGGAGCACAUUGUCUCUCUGCAGAUGCUUGUUGCUGGGUUUGAGGGCCAUGCAGAUAUCGAUCGUGCCCAUGAGAUGGCCACUGAGGUCAGGCGUACGACCAAGCAACUUAAGGAGUGCCAGACUCUUGCCCAGACCUACAACACCAGAGAACGUCUGUUCGGUAUCCCUGUCACAAAUUAUGAUCAUCUGCACAAACUGGUAAAGGACUUCCAGCCUUUUAAAGAUCUAUGGAGCACCACUUCUGAUUGGUUCCGGUGGAAGGAGAGCUGGCUCAGUGACCCGCUGUCUUCCAUUGACCCUGAGCAACUUGAGCGCAAUGUCAACGAUGUUUACAAGACCAUGCACAAAUGCAUCAAACAGUUCAAGGACAUUCCUGAUUGCCAGAUGGUGGCAGCUACAGUCCGAAGCAAGAUCGAGGACUUCCAGCCUUACAUCCCUCUAAUUCAGGCCCUAAGAAAUCCAGGAAUGAAGAGCCGUCACUGGGAUAUGCUUUCAAAACGCAUUCAGAUCAAAGUCAAACCCAAAGCCAACUUGACCUUCUCCCACUGCCUGGAGCUCGGCCUACAGAACCAUGUGGAUGACAUAGCUCAUGUGGCUGAGGUGGCUGGGAAAGAGUACACUAUUGAACAGGCCCUGGAAAAGAUGGAACAAGAAUGGGCGACAGUAAUCUUCGAUGUGCUGCCCUACAAGGACACAGGAACUUACAUUUUGAAGAGCCCAGAUGAAGCGUCCCAGUUGCUGGAUGACCACAUCGUCAUGACACAGAGCAUGUCCUUCUCGCCCUUCAAAAAAACUUUUGAGGGCCGCAUCAAUACCUGGGAGAGCAAGCUCAGAAUGACUCAAGACGUGCUGGAGGAGUGGCUGACAUGUCAGCGCUCCUGGCUGUACCUGGAGCCCAUCUUUAGCUCUGAUGAUAUCAACCAGCAGCUGCCGGUCGAAGGAAAAAGAUACCAGCAAAUGGAGCAGACAUGGAGGAGAGUCAUGAAAAGUGCCUUUAAUAAUCGAAAGGUGAUUGAGCUGUGUCCUGAUGCUCGUCUAUUAGGAAAACUAAAGGAGUGCAACAUACUUUUGGAACAGGUGCAGAAGGGUCUCAGUGAAUACUUGGAGACAAAGCGAGGCUCCUUCCCCAGGUUUUAUUUCCUGUCAGACGAUGAGCUGUUAGAGAUUCUGUCCCAGACCAAAGACCCUACUGCUGUUCAGCCACACCUGCGCAAGUGCUUUGAAAACAUUGCACAGCUUCGGUUUCAGGCAGACCUACAGAUCACGCAUAUGUACUCUGGGGAAGGAGAGGAGGUGAAACUGUUUGUGCCAGUGAGUCCGAGUGGGAAUGUGGAGGACUGGCUGAGGGAAGUGGAGAAGUCUAUGAAAGUCACUUUGAGGGAUAACAUUGACCGCUCACUGAAAGACUACCCUGAGCAAGCACGUGUAGACUGGGUGUUACUGUGGCCUGGUCAAGUGGUGAUUGCUGGCUGUCAGGUCUUCUGGACUGUUGAGGUGUCUGAGGCUUUGGAGCAGGGAGAUUUGGCAAACCGCCUUUAUCCCCAACUACAGACACAGCUGGGUGACUUGGUGCAGCUGGUGAGAGGACGUCUGUCCAACAUGCAGCGAGCUGUGUUGUCUGCACUUAUUGUCAUAGAGGUCCAUGCUAAGGAUGUAGCGGCCAAGUUGGUGGAGCAGGAGGUCUCAAGCGUUAACGACUUUGAGUGGAUCAGCCAACUUAGAUAUUAUUGGGCAAAGGAUGACUUAUACAUCCGUGCAGUGAAUGCAGAAUUUUUGUACGGCUACGAGUACCUUGGGAACUCUGGACGACUGGUGAUCACCCCACUCACUGACAGAUGCUACCUGACCCUGACUGGAGCUCUACACUUGAAAUUUGGAGGGGCACCUGCAGGGCCAGCAGGGACAGGAAAGACAGAAACCACUAAGGAUCUUGGAAAGGCUCUGGCCAUCCAGACGGUAGUUUUCAACUGUUCUGAUCAGCUGGACUUCAUCGCGAUGGGAAAGUUUCUUAAAGGACUGGCCAGCUCGGGUGCCUGGGCAUGCUUUGACGAGUUUAAUCGUAUUGAUGUGGAGGUUCUGUCUGUGGUGGCUCAGCAGAUUACCACUAUACAAAAAGCCCAGCAGCAAAGGGCGGAACGAUUUGUGUUUGAGGGGGCGGAGAUCCCUCUUGUCCCUUCAUGUGCUGUGUUUAUCACCAUGAACCCUGGUUAUGCUGGUCGCACAGAACUUCCUGACAAUCUAAAGGCCCUGUUUCGCCCUGUGGCCAUGAUGGUCCCUGACUAUGCCAUGAUAGCUGAGAUCUCGUUGUACUCAUUUGGCUUCAGUGAUGCCAAAGUUCUCUCCAAGAAAAUUACUACAACUUUCAAGCUGUCAUCUGAGCAACUCAGCUCUCAGGACCAUUAUGAUUUUGGCAUGAGAGCUGUGAAGACUGUGAUCUCUGCAGCUGGAAACCUGAAGAGAGAAAAUCCCAACAUGAAUGAGGAGCUGAUCUGUCUUCGGGCCAUUCAAGACGUCAACGUACCAAAGUUUUUACAGGACGAUCUGAAGCUCUUCAACGGCAUCGUGUCUGAUCUUUUCCCUAAGACAAAACAGGAGCCAAUCGACUAUGGCUCACUGGAAGAAUCACUGCGUAAUGUGUGCACUGCAAAGAACCUCAAAGAUGUGGAUGGGUACAUUAAUAAGUGUAUUCAGCUGUAUGAAACGACUGUGGUGAGACAUGGUCUGAUGUUAGUGGGACCCUCUGGAUCGGGUAAAACCAAGUGUUAUGAGGUACUAGGUACAGCAAUAACAUCUCUGAAGGGCCAGCCCUCUGUGAGUGGUGGCGUGUACGAGGCUGUUCAGACGUAUGUCCUCAACCCAAAAUCAAUCACCAUGGGACAGCUGUAUGGAGAGUAUGACUUGCUCACACAUGAGUGGACUGAUGGUAUCCUCUCAUCUCUUAUUCGUGGAGGGACAGCAACUAUGGACAAGGAGAAAAAGUGGUACAUGUUUGAUGGGCCAGUGGACGCAGUGUGGAUUGAGAACAUGAACACUGUGCUGGAUGACAACAAAAAGUUGUGUCUUAGCUCUGGAGAAAUCAUAAAGCUCACUGAUGUGAUGACCAUGAUGUUUGAGGUGCAGGACCUGGCAGUGGCAUCCCCAGCCACAGUGUCACGCUGUGGUAUGGUCUACUUGGAGCCCAGCAUCCUGGGCCUCGUUCCCUUCACAGAAUGCUGGCUCAGGCGGAUCCCUGAAGUCUUAAAACCAUUCACAGAGCAGAUGAACUUACUGUUUGCCAGGUUCCUGCAGGAUGCCAUUACGUUUGUCCGCACAUCAGUGAAGGAGGUCAUCACAUCUCUGGACAGUAACCUUGCCUGUAGUCUGCUUAAACUAAUGGACUGCUUCUUCAGCCCUUUCAGUGUUAAAGAGAAUCUACCACCUCAAAAGAAACUGAACCGUCUGAAGGAGCUGAUCGAGCCCUGGUUCUUUUUCUCUCUUGUGUGGAGCGUAGGAGCCACAGGAGAUGCAGCCAGCAGCCAACGCUUCAGUGUCUGGCUCAGAAACAAGAUGGCAGAAGAACAAAUACAGUUAUGUUUUCCAGCCGAGGGCCUGGUGUAUGACUACAGGCUUGAUGAUGCAGGGAUAAGUUAUUCAGGGGAUGAUGAAGAAGAUGGGGAAAGACAAGUCCAGUGGGUCAGCUGGAUGAAAAAUGCACAAAAUGUUGUAAUCACCCCAGAAACAAAUUAUGCCGACAUAAUUGUUCCAACGGCUGACACAGUGAGGAUGUCUUUCCUAAUGGAUAUGCUUUUGACCAAUAAGAAACCUGUGCUGUGUAUUGGGCCGACUGGCACAGGAAAGACCCUGACCAUGUCAGACAAGCUGUUAAAGAAAAUGCCUGACGAGUACAUCACACACUUCAUCAUGUUCUCUGCCCGCACAUCAGCCAACCAGACUCAAGAUUACAUUGACAGCAAACUGGACAAAAGGCGGAAAGGGGUAUUUGGACCUCCUAUAGGGAAGUUUUUUAUCCUUUUCAUUGACGACCUAAACAUGCCCAUGCUGGAGACCUAUGGUGCUCAGCCUCCUAUUGAGCUGCUGAGGCAGUGGAUGGACCAUGGAGGCUGGUAUGACAGGAAGCAGAUAGGUACUUUCAAGCAUAUAGUGGAUAUCAAUUUUGCCUGUGCCAUGGGACCCCCAGGUGGAGGGCGAAACCCCAUAACCCAGCGCUUCACACGGCACUUCAACUUCCUGUCCUUCACUGAAAUGGAAGAUGCCAGCAAGAAAAAGAUAUUCUCUACAAUUCUAGGAAGUUGGAUGGAUGGAAAUAUGAGUAAAAAGGAACCAGGCAGACCUGUGCCAGCAAUUCAGCCACUGAAUGAGUCUCUUGUGGAUGCCACUAUCCGAGUCUACGCCACCAUUACCUCCCAGCUCCUCCCAACUCCAGCCAAGUCUCAUUACACCUUCAACCUCAGAGACCUGUCCAAAGUCUUCCAGGGCGUCCUCAUGGCUGAAGCUGGCAUGAUAGAGAGUGAAGUACAGCUGCUGCAACUCUGGUACCAUGAAAGCUGCCGGAUCUUCCAGGAUCGUCUAGUGUGCGCUGAAGAUAGGGACUGGUUCAACAGCCUGCUGAAGGACUGUAUUCAGGAGUUUGGCUGCUCCUUUGAAGAGGUUGUACCCUGCUAUCCUGUUUUGUAUGGAGAUUUCAUGAUUCCUGGAGCUGACCCCAAAGUCUACACAUUCAUAGAUGACACGGAAAAGUUGGAGAAAGUGAUGGAGGAGUACAUGGAAGACUACAAUCAGACCAGCAUGACCAAGAUGAAGCUGGUGCUGUUCAUGGAUGCCAUCCAGCAUGUGUGUCGCAUCAGCCGCAUCUUACGGCAGCCCCUGGGCAAUGCCCUGCUGCUCGGAGUGGGUGGCAGUGGGCGCCAGUCACUCACUAAGCUGGCCUCAUUUAUAUCGGAAUAUGAGUGUUUCCAGAUUGAGCUGUCAAAGAACUACGGUCAAACAGAGUGGAGAGAAGACAUUAAAAGCAUCAUGCUCAAGGCUGGCCUCCAGGGCCAGCAAAUCACUUUCCUUUUUGUAGAUACACAGAUUAAGAGUGAGUCAUUCCUGGAGGAUAUCAACAACAUCUUGAACAGUGGGGAUGUUCCCAACCUGUAUGCAACAGAUGAGCAGGAGCGAAUCCUGAUAGCAAUGAAACCAGUGGUACAGGACCUGGGCCAGCAGCCGACUAAAACCAAUCUUCUGGCUGCGUACAUCAGGAGAGUCCGCAGCAACAUUCACACUGUACUCUGCAUGAGCCCUAUUGGUGAGGUGUUUCGUGCACGCCUGAGACAAUUUCCCUCACUGGUGACAUGUUGUACUAUUGACUGGUUCAGCGCUUGGCCAGAUGAGGCUCUGCAGGCUGUGGCCACAUCGUUUCUUAAUGAGUUGCCGGAGCUAGAGGCUAGCCCUACGGCUUUGAGAGGACUGACAUUGAUGUGUGAGAAGAUUCACCAGAUGGUAGCCAGAAAGAGUGAACAGUACCUCGCUGAGCUAUCUCGAUACAACUAUGUCACACCUAAGAGCUACCUGGAACUGCUCAAAAUCUUCUCAGAUCUCAUUGGGCGCAAGAAGCAAGAGUUGUGUGGUGCUCGUCAGCGCAUGAAGACCGGUUUGGACAAGCUUCUUAGCACAGCUCAGGAUGUGAGUAAGAUGCAGGAGGAGCUGGAGACGAUGAGACCUCUUUUGGAGGAAGCUGCAAGGGAAACUGAAGUCACAAUGGAGACUAUUAAAAAAGACACGGUGGUUGCAGAGGAGACUCGUAAGUCGGUGCAAGCAGAGGAAGCCAAAGCCUCAGAGAAAGCCCGUUUUGCAGGAGCCAUCGCAGCAGAUGCCCAGAGAGACUUAGACGAAGCUCUGCCUGCCCUGGAUGCUGCCCUCACCAGCCUCAAGUCACUCAACAAGAAUGACGUCACAGAGGUGCGAGCCAUGCAGCGACCACCCCACGGCGUAAAGCUGGUUAUUGAGGCAGUGUGCAUUAUGAAGGGCAUCAAACCCAAAAAGGUACCUGGGGAGAAACCUGGCACCAAGAUUGAUGACUACUGGGAGCCUGGUAAGGGUCUGCUACAAGACCCUGGCAAGUUUCUGGAGAGUCUCUUCAAGUAUGAUAAGGAGAACAUCCCAGAUUCGGUGAUCAACUUAGUUCAGCCCUACAUAGACAAUGAAGAAUUUCAGCCAGCCGCCAUUGCCAAGGUUUCCAAAGCGUGUACCUCCAUUUGCCAGUGGGUGCGGGCCAUGCAUGUGUAUCAUUUUGUGGCCAGGGCUGUGGAACCUAAACGGCAAGCUCUUCAGGAGGCCCAGGACGAUUUAGCAGUGACCCAGAAAAUCCUGGAUGAUGCCAAUGAAAAACUGGCAGCAGUGGAGGGGGGCAUUGCCACAUUGCAGGCCAAGUACCAGGACUGUCUGGCUAAGAAGGAGGAGCUGGAUAACAAGUAUCAACUGUGUGAAGCCCGGCUCGUCCGAGCAGACAAGUUGAUAGGUGGACUGGCGGAUGAAAAAGUGCGCUGGAAGGAAACUGUGCAACAUCUGGAUUACAUGGUCAAUAAUGUAGCAGGUGACGUGCUUCUGUCUGCAGGAUAUGUGGCAUACCUGGGACCCUUCACUGGAGAGUACCGGGCUGCCAUGGCAGACGAGUGGAUGCACUGUUUUAAAGAGUUGAGUGUUCCACAUACUGACGAACCCAACCUCAUCAACACUUUAGGGAAUCCGGUCAAGAUCCGCUCCUGGCAGAUUUCAGGUCUGCCCAAAGAUAACCUUUCGGUAGAGAAUGGCGUGAUUGCCCAGUACUCCCUACGUUGGCCGCUCUUCAUUGACCCUCAGGGUCAAGCCAACACAUGGAUCAAAAACAUGGAGCGUGACAAUGGAUUGGAAGUUAUGAAGCUCAGCGACCGGGACUUUCUCCGUAGUCUGGAGAAUUCAAUUCGCUUCGGCAAACCCAGCCUCUUGGAGAAUGUUGGAGAAGAGCUAGAUCCAGCUCUUGAACCUGUCUUGUUGCAACAGACAUUUAAGCAGCAAGGCAGCAUGGUUUUGAAGCUGGGUGAUUCAGUCAUCCCCUACCAUGAAGGCUUCAAGAUGUACAUGACCACAAAGCUGCCUAACCCACACUACUCUCCGGAGGUUUCUACCAAAGUCACUCUCAUUAACUUCACUCUGUCACCAAGUGGCCUGGAAGACCAGUUGUUGGGUCAGGUGGUGGCCGAGGAGCGUCCAGACUUGGAGGAGGCAAAGAACCAGCUCAUCCUCAGCAAUGCUAAAAUGAAACAGGAGUUGAAAGAAAUUGAGGAUGAGAUCCUGUUCCGUCUCAGCUCCACAGAAGGAAACCCUGUGGACAACGAGGAGCUCAUUCAAGUGUUGGGAGCUUCAAAGAUCAAAGCUGGAGAGAUUAAGGCUAAAGUGAUUGCAGCAGAAAAGACAGAACAGGACAUUGAUGCCACCCGUCUGGAGUAUGUGCCGGUAGCUGUGCGCACACAAAUUCUCUUCUUCUGUGUAUCAGACCUGUCCAAUGUUGACCCGAUGUACCAAUACUCUCUGGAGUGGUUCCUUGGCAUCUUCAUGGCUGGCAUUGCCAAUUCUGAGAAAGCAGACACAGUGGAAGAAAGAAUCAUCAACAUCAAUGAAUUUUUCACCUUCAGCCUGUACAGCAACGUAUGCCGCAGCUUGUUUGAGAAACACAAGCUCAUGUUUGCCUUUCUUCUGUGCACGCGCAUCAUGAUGAACGAGAACAAAAUUGACAUGGCUGAGUGGCGCUACCUACUGUCUGGAGGAAUGCCAGUCCAAGAGCUGCCCAACCCAGCUGUAGGUUGGUUGUCUGAGCGCGCCUGGCAGGACAUUUUAGGACUCAGCAAUCUGGACAACUUCAGCAGCCUGGCAGAGAGCUUCACCGAACAUCUAGAGGGCUUCAAGAAAAUUUUUGACAGUAACCAGCCUCACAGGGAGCCCCUCCCGGGAGAGUGGGACACCAUGUUGGACUCAUUCCAAAAGCUGUUGGUGCUGCGCUGUCUGAGGGCUGACUGCCUUGUUCAAGGCCUGCAGGACUUUGUGUCAGCUCAGCUGGGACAGCGCUUCGUAGAGCCUCAGACAUCGGACCUGUCUGUGGUCUUCACGGAAUCAUCUCCUUCCACCCCCCUCAUCUUUGUCCUGUCCCCUGGUACUGACCCAGCAGCUGACCUCUACAAGUUUGCUGAUGUCAUGGAGUUCUCCAAGAAAAUGAGGGCCAUCUCCUUGGGUCAAGGCCAGGGACCCUGGGCUGAGAUUAUGAUGCACGCCGCCAUGGAAAAAGGCCAGUGGGCUUUUUUCCAGAAUUGUCACCUGGCACCCAGCUGGAUGCCUUCCCUGGAGAGACUCAUUGAAAACAUCAACCCUGUAAAGGUUCACAAAGACUUUCGUCUGUGGCUCACGAGUCUUCCCAGCAAUAAGUUCCCCGUGUCCAUUCUCCAAAAUGGCUCCAAGAUGACCAUUGAACCUCCAAAGGGCAUUAAGGCCAACUUACAGAAAACCUACCUUAGACUUACUGAUGAUUUCAUCUCUACUUCCACCCAGGCCGCACACUUCAAGUCUCUGCUGCUGUCUCUCUGUCUGUUCCAUGGCAUUGCUCUAGAGCGAAGAAAGUUUGGUCCUUUAGGUUUCAACAUCCCCUAUGAGUUCACAGAUGGCGACCUCAACAUCUGCAUCAGCCAACUCAAAAUGUUUUUGGAUGAGUAUCAGGACAUUCCGUUCAAGGUUCUAAAAUACACUGCAGGUCAGAUUAAUUAUGGCGGACGUGUGACAGAUGACUGGGACAGGCGCUGUCUGCUCAGUGUGCUGGAAGACUUCUAUUGUCCCGCUGUUCUUACUGAUGAUCACAGAUACUCUUCAUCUGGAGUUUACCGGCAAAUAGACACUAAUCUGGAUGUCAAGGGCUAUUUGUCAUACAUCCGUGGCUUGCCCAUCAAUGAUACACCUGAGAUCUUUGGUCUCCAUGACAACGCUAACAUCAGCUUUGCCCAGAAUGAGACCUUCGCCCUGUUGGGAGCUGUGGUUCGUCUCCAGCCUCGAGCUGCAUCUGCUGGAGGCAAAAGUCUAGAGGAGAUAGUGGAAGAGAUAGUGGGAGGCAUCGUUGAAAAGAUCCCUCAGUGUUUCAGCGUUCAGGAGGUGACUGAAAAGUACCCGGUCAAAUAUGAGGAGUCCAUGAACACAGUGCUCAUCCAGGAGGUCAUCAGAUAUAACAAGUUGCUGGACGUCAUCUCUCAGAGUCUCAGUGAUAUAGUGAAGGCUCUGAAGGGUUUAGUAGUGAUGUCCUCAGAACUGGAGCUGAUGUCCCGCAGCCUGUUCAACAAUGUGGUACCUGAUAUGUGGAAAGCUAAGGCCUACCCGUCUCUGAAGCCCUUGGCCUCCUGGGUGUCAGACCUGCUUCAGAGGAUCAGUUUUCUGAAGAGAUGGAUCUAUGACGGCAUUCCACCUGUGUUCUGGAUUAGCGGCUUCUUUUUCCCGCAGGCUUUUCUCACUGGAACCCUGCAGAAUUACGCCCGGCGCUCUGGCACCUCUAUUGACACAAUUGGAUUUGACUUUGAGGUGGUGGUGGAGUCAGUGUCAGAGAUAACAGAAAUGCCAAGCACUGGCUGCUACAUCCACGGUCUGUUCCUAGAGGGAGCUCGCUGGGAUAACAAGGCAGGUCAGCUCACAGAGUCCCGACCCAAGGAGCUCUACACGCAAAUGGCCGUCAUCAGGCUGAUCCCCGUGCCCAACCGCAAGCCUCCGUCCUCUGGAAUCUACAUCUGCCCCAUCUACAAGACGCUCACACGAGCUGGGACUCUGUCUACUACCGGUCAUUCUACCAACUACGUGAUCGCUGUGGAGCUGCCAACAGACCACAGUCAGGGACACUGGAUCAAACAAGGAGUUGCCCUCAUCUGUGCACUGGACUACUGAACACACCCACGUGCAAAAACAUAAUGCUUGACAGCCCAUAGGAUUGAUGACUGCAAUUACAGUUGCUAAAACAAAACCAAAUCCGUUUUAUUCACUAAAUAAUAAUUCUCUGAAACCAUCCCCUAGUCUGUGUAAUAAACUUUUCCCCCCACAGCAUUAACCUCAUAUGAUCUCAGAUUAUUUGUUUUGACAAAAUCACUUGCUGCAUCCUUUAUGAGCAUAGAGUCCUCCUCCUUACAGCAGCAUAAGUGUUAAUUUUGCUU
Molecule: messenger RNA, 12635 nt
Organism: Mugil cephalus (flathead mullet)
Lineage: Eukaryota; Metazoa; Chordata; Actinopteri; Mugiliformes; Mugilidae
Gene: dnah1
Product: dynein, axonemal, heavy chain 1
Exons: 77
Coding region: 1-12372 (4123 amino acids)
Biological process (GO): microtubule-based movement
Cellular component (GO): dynein complex
Molecular function (GO): ATP binding; dynein light intermediate chain binding; minus-end-directed microtubule motor activity
Source: RefSeq, a predicted model, not a curated record